AUGGCUGACUCUUCGUUAAGUUCUCCUGUCGCUGACAAUGUUGAUCACGUUACCUCGCUGGAUGAAUUUCCUCAAGACUCCAGUGUAAAGAUGCUAUUGGACAAAAAUGAAAUUUUAGAUAAUGGUAAAAGUGCUGCCGAUGAUGAUUCUUCGUUAGAUAAUGAAUCAACAAAGGAAACUGCAAUGAUUGAUGAUCAUGGUGAACUAGAUUACGAAGAAGAUGUUGAUGACUCCAUUGAAAAAAAUGAAGCAGAAAUUAAAAUUCAAGAACAGAUGUCUACUUUUGAGGUUCAGAAAGCCAUGGAUGAUGAUAUAAAAGGAGGAGAGAAGCGGUCGAAUGUUGACGAUGGAUCUCACUCAUCUGAUGGCGAAUUAGCUGAUGAUGAUUGUGAAGAAGGGGAAAUUAAGGAGCCAGGUGCAAAGAAACCUUUUUCAAGAGAAUUGUGCAGGUUCUUCAGCAGAGGCAGCUGUACAUGGGGCAUUAAUUGUAGGUUUCUUCAUCCUGGUGUCAAUGAUAAAGGAAAUUACACAAUGCACGAGCGCUUGGGCAAGAGAAUGCCGCCACCUCCAAGACUGAGUGAGAUAGCAGGUGAGUCCGCCUGGGAAAGGGGUCUGCGUCACGCAAAAGAUUUUCGAAGCAAGAAAAAGAAAACAGAUGGCGAUGAUAAGAAGGGCACUUCAACAUCUCCACUUGCAUCCGAUAAACUGAUUCACCCAGACACUUCUUCCCAUCUGGCACGUCCAGUUCAUAGAGAUUCUUUCUAUGAAGAUAUGCAUCAGACACUAUCUACUUCGCUACCAGACCUACCUCCCAUGCCACUGCCCAUCCUCCCGAUAUUGCACCACCCUAUCAACCCGUGGCUCUACAGACAUCCAUUUGAUUACGAGAUGAGGUGGCCCGCUCUCGAUUACAUGCAUUCCGGAUUCCAUCCUGUCCAUGAUUUCAGGAUGAUAGAUCCAGGAAAGGAGAGACGAUUCAGUCCUCCUUCGAGAACAGAAGCAAGCCAGCCGAUUGGUGGUGAGCGUGCAAGUAGAAGAAAGAGACAUCAUGCUGAGGGAACAACAAACUCGGGAGAAAGAAGAAGAAAGUGUGAGGAGGGGAAGGAUUCUUGGUCCAGGGCAAAAUCACCGAAAAACAAACGUUCAUCGUCCUCAAGAAGUGGAAAGAAAUCUCGAUCACGUUACUCGUCUUCCUCAUCAAGCUCCAACUCAUCCAAGUCAGGGUCGAGAUCGAGGUCCUCGUCUUCUUCCUCAUAUUCGUCUAGCAGGUCAUCAUCCUCGUCGAGGUCCAGAUCGUCAAGCAAGUUGAGCAAAUGGAUCCCGAGUAAAGUUGUGCCAGUAAGAUCGAUAAAGAAUAGUGACAUUUCUAAAAGCUUUGUAUCAAACGUGGUGCCACCUUGCGUUGCUGAAAUGAACGAAUCUUCCACUGUCGUCAGCACCACAGUAACUAAACUUACUGGAACUGCAAGCGUCACGGCAAACCAAGCUCCGAUUACGGUCACCUCGUUGACAUCCGAACCUCCCAGGCCAGCGAUGACCUCACUGUCAAUUACAUUAGCAAACAGCAAAACAAAUGAGUUGCAACCUGUUAACAAAUCAUUCAAAGAUGCGGAUGAGAAUAACAACGAUGGUCAGAUGAAAAGUAAAUCUAAAUUGCCAACAUUCUCUGACAACACCAAUCUGCUCGUUGAGUUGAAUAAGGUUGGAGGCCAGUUGACCACGGUGGGAGGAGUUACCUACAAGUCAGGCAUUGUUCAAGGAAACGUUGGAUAUCCUAUUCCAAUAAAGUCUUCAGCUCCAUUACCGGCAACAACUGUUCGAUCAAAACCAAAAAGUGUUCACAGUAAUAAGAAAAUUUCAGAGAAGAAAAAACGUUCUAGAUCUCGUGGUUCGAGUGCGUCGAGUGAUGAUUCCCUCUCCUCCCUCUACUCGUCUUCCCACAGCUCCCGUAAUUCAUCAUCAGCCUCAGCUCAGAGCCACAGGGCGCACCUCAGGACGUCGGACUAUCUUGUCCAGAAGAUGCAUCCAUUUGCACCCGUUCAGCGAAUGGGUAGGGGAUUCCGAGAUGGAAGGGAUGGGUCAUUUUGGAGGGAAAAAAGAGAUUUUCAUAUGGAUAGUAGAGGGGCUGGCCAAGGUAGAGACAUGAGGGCACCUUACAGAAAGAACCUGAGAAUGGAAGAGAGAGGUGUGCAUUCUAUGGAUUAUCCCGUCAGAAAUAUGGAACACUCGAGAGUUGAUUCGAAGAUGUACAGCAGGCCAGGAGGUCGUGCUGGUCAAACGGUGGACGCUAGAAUUGAUGUUAGGAAUCACAGGAUGGGUGAAAGAAUGUUGCCAAAGAAGGAGGAAAAGAGAGAUGAGAGAAGACAGCCUGGCAGAAGGAUGAACCAGCCGGUAAUGAACAGGAUGUCGAAGGAGCGUCAUGAUAAAUCAUACGGCAACAACAGGGACCACCAGGUUGUCAAUAGGAGGUAUCAAAGAAGAGAGGGCGAAGUGGAGGGAGAUGUUCUCGAAGCAAACCGGAGAAGGCAGUCUCCGGAAGGAUAUAGAAGAGUAGUGAAUAAAUCUACGACAGGACACAAGCACCAAGAAGUGAACGCACCCACCAGAUCUUCGCAAAGGCAACACGAAUUACCGCCGCCUUCGUCUUCAAGAAAACGCCACUCAAGUCCCAGUCGGAUGAGACCUCAGGAGAAGCACAUGAAGAUAGCCUAUGAAAACAAGGACCUUCCAGCAAGCGAUUCAUCGCGCCAGCCUGCACCAUCUCGUCAGCAAAGGUCCAGUUGUGUGGAUGAUGUCAAUCGAAAGACACCUAGUGCUAAAUAUGGAAAAAUGCAAUCCACGACAUCUGAAAGCAAGAAAAGCACUUCAUCAAGGACAGAAGAACUAUUAAUGGAGUUGAAAGCUGUUGAAGAUGCCAUUGCAAACAAACGAUCAAAAAUCCUGUAG
Molecule: messenger RNA, 2946 nt
Organism: Helobdella robusta
Lineage: Eukaryota; Metazoa; Annelida; Clitellata; Rhynchobdellida; Glossiphoniidae
Exons: 1
Coding region: 1-2946 (981 amino acids)
Molecular function (GO): metal ion binding
Source: RefSeq, a predicted model, not a curated record